GACACAUCCACCUCGCGAGUUUAUAAAAGACAGGCUCAAAAAGUGUCAGAACUCGACAGAUACUCAAACACCUAACUGCAGCAUCUACCUCCCACACUCGACCCAUCGAUGUCUCCUACAUACUCCUCAUUCGCAGUGCUCGGUGCUGGCGCUGUCGGUGGCCCCAUCCUCGCCGCCCUCGCCGCUCAGCCCUCUGCGAAAGUCAUCCUUCUCUCGCGCAGCGUGUCGAAGUCGGUCCCUGCAAAUGUCCAGCUCGUCCAAAUCCCGUCGUACGAUGAUGUCCCAGCCGUAACCGCCGCGCUGAGGGCGCACAACGUCGAAGUGAUCGUGUCCACGCUGUCCACCGUGGCCCUUCCGGCUCAGCUUUCUAUCGCGGAUGCAGCGAAGCAGGCCGGUGUCAAAUUGCUCGUGCCGUCCGAGUUUGGCCUUUCGACCGAGAGAGACACCGAGGGUCCGUUGGCCGAGAAGAACAGGAUAAUUGAAAAGCUCCAGAGCAUCGGCGUUCCGUAUCUCCGCAUCUUCGUCAGUGAUUCUGUGCCCUCCCUUGCUUCAGAUCCUGAUGUGAACCUGCAGACCGGAUUGUUGAUCGAGUUUGUGCCCUGGGCCGUGAACUAUAGUGCCGAAGCCAAGAAGCUGUACGUGGUCGGCAAAUCGGAGGGCCCCGUGUCGGUCGUAUCCGUCGAUGAUGUCGGUGGCUAUCUCGCACAUAUCCUUACCCACCAACCAACCUCCGUCCUCAAGAACCAGAUUCUGCGCAUUGAAGGCGACCGCAUCCCAGGCUAUCGGUCCCUCGGGUCGCUCUUCGGCGCGGAGGUCGUGACGGUCGAAGCGAUGGAGGGGGAGCUGUCCGGUCUCAAGGAUAUGUUGAUGGCCCUUGCUGACCAGGGUCUGGCUACCACGGGCUGCGGCGUCGAAGGUGUACCCGAAGCAGAAGCGUCCAAGAGCGGCAACGCGCUGUGGGCGGGACACCAGUGGAAGACAGUCAAGGAUGUUUUUGGUCUCUAGUCGAAGAGAAACGGCCGGUUAAUGGACAAUUCGAGGACAUGCGGUUCUUCCUUU
Mycena citricolor is the source of this 1059-nucleotide messenger RNA. Lineage: Eukaryota; Fungi; Basidiomycota; Agaricomycetes; Agaricales; Mycenaceae. The record is from the annotation of a GenBank genome assembly.